UAACUACCUAUCACCACUAUCACUUGCAUCCCAAAAAAAUAUUUAAGAUCACUUAAAUUAUCUACUUCAAAUUUACAUAAUACGACAUACAUUAUAAGUUAGAAAUCUUAAUUUUGCCGUCAAGAAUCCUGCUCUAGCGGAAGCGCACCGUUUGAUAUCAAUAUUUCUUACUUCAUAUUUUGAUUAAUAAUAAUAAUUACCUAUUAUUUAUUAGUUAUUACUAUUAUCUUAGCUUCGUCUUGCGCGUCAGUAAGUUACGAUUGGAGACGACGCGCGGCGAUCGAGGUGCCGCGGUGGUUGUGUACUUUUGACUGGCGGUGGUGUAAUAUUGAUAAGACGGUCGCUGAUAAUUGUUAUGUGCGCAUCUAUUAUCAAUAUUAUCAUUAAAUUAUUCCAAUCAUUUAAAUUUGAAUUUUUUCGCGGAUAAUUCACGUAACGUCUGCGGGUGGUCCAUCGAGCUUUGCGGUCACCGUUUCCGGUGAGUACGAAUUUGAUUUUUCGCCUUUGUCGUUACGAACAGCGGUCGGUCACGUACGUACGCCGAUGCGGUCAUUGUAUCAAUAUUUGUCAAUGCAACACUUCUGUCGACGCGGCCUUUGCAGUCACUAGACCGGACUUGACGGCGACAAUCGCCUUCCCGUAUCUAUUAUUCUCACACGUACUUCUUCAGAUGGUGAACGGCUGCGAGAUGAAUGGGGUGGCCGUGACGGAUUCGGCCGUAGCGGAUUCGGACAUGGCGGACUCGGACGUGACGGUAGGACCGUCCACAUCGUCUGCUAGGUCCAAUAAGCGGCGUAUGCGCGGCACCACCAGCCGCACCGUCACCUUGCAAAUGCUGUUGGAUACAAACAUACUCGAGCCGGGCAACUCUGUCUUGUCACUCGAGUACAUGGGUCAACGAUUUAUGGGAGAUUUAUUACCAGAUGGUAAAAUCCGAUCAGUUGAGACUUUAAAUGAAUUUGCAUCUCCUAGUGCAUGGGCCUAUAAUUGUAAAAGUAUAAUUAACAAAAUAAAAAAAGCUGGCUGUGGUUGGUCAUCAAUUCGGUAUAAAGGAAAGAAAUUGGAUGCAUAUAAGCAUGCAUAUUUUAGAAAAAGAGAAUCUUCAAAUAUAGAGCACAAUAUAGUUCCAGUUGAAGAUAUGGAAUCCGAUGUCUCGUAUGCAAUUCAAAAUGAAGUUUUACCACUGAUUCCAUCAAUUGAGUCACCUGUUGCAAAAGAACCUAUAAAAUUUUGUGAAAUUCGUUCAAGAUCUAGUAAUCAAAAUCUCAAUACAUUAGUGGAAUGUACAGAUUGGUCUUAUAUUAAUAAAGUCCAACCAUUUCAUGUUAAUAUAUCAGCAAAUGCAAAAUUAUUACUAGAUUUUCACUGUCAUCUGAUGAGUUCAGAAGUUGUUGGGUAUCUUGCUGGAAAUUGGGAUUUUUCUACACAAACACUGACUGUGAAAAACGCAUACCCAUUCAGAAGUCGUCUACAUGAUGCGGAACUCACGUCAUUGAUUGAAGAAGAAAUACGAAACACGUUUACAGCCAAAAACAUGGUACUAGUUGGAUGGUAUCAUUCGCAUCCUGAAACAAUCGCUACUCCCACAUUAAGAGAUAUCGAGGCCCAACUUGAAUAUGAAGUACAAAUAAAAGGACCGACUGUUGAAUCGUACAUUCCGUGUGUUGGAAUCAUUUGUUCUCCUUACGACAAAGGAAAAUCUACCUUUGAUUCAACUAUCACGUGUUAUUGGGUACUACCAUCAUUUGAAAAUGAAAUACACGAUUAUGGACGUCCAAUGAACAUGCAUUUUACUACUAAACCAGAAAAAUCAUUAACACUAGAUAUUGUUAUGGCAUUAAAAAAAUGUGUAGAUUUCAAUAAAUAUGAUCCGGACGUAAUCAAUUUUAAAGAUAAGUACAAAAACGAUGUGACUUAUUUGGAAAAACUUAAGAUUUCAUUGAUGGACAAAUUUCCAAAAGAUGAUACAAUACACCGGUUUUUAUGGAAUUUCCUAAGUGAAAUAGUUUGUAUUGGAAGUUCAGGUGAUACAGCCAAAAAUAAUUUGCAAAAUUUGAUUUCUGUAAUCUCAUCACGUCAACUCUUUCUGUCAACAUCAAGUUUUCAAACACCAAAUGCAUUGGUUGAACAUUUAGAGUCUUAUUUGAAAUCAUGUAAUGCUAACAGUUUGACGUUAGAAGAUAUUCCUACAACUAGUGAUUGGUCAAACAUAACCUCAGCGAGUAUUGCCAGUUCUCUAUUUAACGAUUUAGACUUUUCUAAAGCAAUGUCUUUGAUAGGCCUAUCUCCGUCACGGUAUCAAACAGAUCCUUUAAAAUAGACUUAGAACCUUUUAAAUAAAAUUUUUU
This is a messenger RNA of Myzus persicae (green peach aphid), 2348 nucleotides long. Its product is annotated as MPN domain-containing protein. Gene Ontology annotation, cellular component: BRISC complex; BRCA1-A complex. Gene Ontology annotation, biological process: double-strand break repair. The transcript has 9 exons. Bases 671 to 2320 code for a protein of 549 amino acids. Gene Ontology annotation, molecular function: metallopeptidase activity; polyubiquitin modification-dependent protein binding. Lineage: Eukaryota; Metazoa; Arthropoda; Insecta; Hemiptera; Aphididae. The record is from RefSeq and is a predicted model, not a curated record.